Messenger RNA from Cuscuta epithymum, 4094 nucleotides. Lineage: Eukaryota; Viridiplantae; Streptophyta; Magnoliopsida; Solanales; Convolvulaceae. The record is from the annotation of a GenBank genome assembly.
UGGUAGUUAAGUUUUGGAGGGGAGAGGAAGGUGACAAGGGUUUAUAACCCUCCCUUUCACGUUUGAGAGUUUAAAAACAUGGAGGAGAUGGUUUUGGAGGGUUUUUGUAACCCGGCCUCCAAACCCAUAUAAGUGUUUCAUUUUCAAGUUCCCCAAAUUGAGAGAUUUGGAAGGAUAACAAAUUAAAUGACAAUUUUAGCUAAAUUUUAGAUCAAUAUAAAUUCAACUACCGUAGUAUUUGAAUUCAUCAUAUAUGUGAAAUGAUUUUAAUUAUAACUCAUCUAUAACCUCUCUCUUUUCAAAUUUGUUACUCCCAAAUAAGAAUAAGAGUUUCCUCCCAUUUUCCUCUUUCAUUUUGAGAACAUUCUCUUCCCCUUCCCUUCAAACUUCCAAACAUACCCUUAGGGGUGAUGUAUGUAAAAGGAAAAUUGCAAAUCUAGUAGGGUAUGAUUUGAGACCAAAAUGAGUUGAGGUUUUUAACUUUCGUCACGAACUUUCUCGCAAUCAAGAUGAGCACAUACAUAACAUAUUAAUUUACUCCCCGUACAUGCCAGGUACGUAAUUCCAAGGAUGAAAACCAGCAGUCAUCAAUACAUAAGGCAACUGAUCGAUCGAGAGAGCCGCUUCAUAUACUGUCACUCAAUUGGUUCGGUCUAUAUAUAUCUAAACACGUGCCAUGCAUUUGUGAUUCCCUUAGGUUUGAUAAAUAAAAAAGUGGUGAUAUAAUGGGCAGUUCUGGUCAAAGUAGCAAUAUCAUCAAAAACCACGACUUCAAAGGUGGGUUACAAAAGUGGUACGCAAAUUGCUGCAAAGCCUUUGUGGAUAGUAGUGGUGGCUGUGCUUAUGCUGUGAUCACGAAUAGAAGGGAAUCGUGGCAAGGCCUAGAGCAGGAAAUCACUGGUCGUGUCUCCAAAGGUCACAUUUAUUCGAUCCAGGCUUUUGUGACGGUCUCCGGCAAACUUCCGGCGGUGACCAGCGCAGUUCAGGCCACCCUCAGGCUGUCAUUCAAACGUUCCGCUACGUGCUAUCUUUCUAUCGGGAGAAAGACCGUUAAGCCGAACUGCUGGGAAGCUCUGGAAGGCACCUUUUCAUUGUCCACAAAUCCUGACCAAGUCAUCUUUUACCUGGAAGGUGCCGAACCUGGCGUAGACAUACUCGUUAAAUCUGUCACCAUUUCGCCUUCCUCUCCGGCCCUAAAAUCUGACCACACAAAAGCCAGCGAUCAAAAGAAGAAAGAAGGGAUUGAAAGGAAACAUGAAAAACAUCAUCUUCAAGUUGCUAAUAAUAUAAUACUUAACUAUGACUUCCACCAAGGUUUUCUUGGGUGGGAAACCAAUGGUUGUCAAGGAAACGUGGUGAAAGGAGAUUCUGGCAGCUCAUACGCUGUCAUUACAAACCGCGGGAUAAAUUACCACGGCUUGCUGCAAGAUAUCACCAAUCGUGUUUGUCAAGGUUGCCCUUAUUCAGUGGAAGCUUGCGUUAGAGUUUCAGGUAACAUUGUGGGAUUUACAGAUAUCCAAGCCACACUCAGAUUGGAGUACAAAAACUUGGAUACUCAAUAUCACUUUAUUGGCAGAUGCACAGAUAAAGAGGCCAUUUGUGACGGAGAAAUCCCAGAUGCGCAGAACCAUCUGAUCUUCCAAAAGCCGCUGCUCGUGGAUACCACACUGCCGCCAGUCUUCUCCAAUCUCCGGCGACCGCACAUACCUUCUAAUUUGUCUGAUGUGUCGUUUUCAGAUUUUAUCAUGUAACUAAUAAGUCUAUGAGAGAAUUUCCUAAAUAAGACUAAAAGAAGAUAGAAUUGCAAAAAUAGGACAUAAUGUUUUAAAUUGAUUUGAUAGGACUAAUUAUUUGUAUGUAGACAAAAAUAGCCUUCUUAAUUCAAUCCUGGAACAUAUCACCGCCUCCCACACCUAGAUGCGCAGAUAAAGAGGCCAUUUGUGACGGAGAAAUCCCAGAUGCGCAGAACCAUCUGAUCUUCCAAAAGCCGUUGCUCGUGGAUACCACACCGCCGCCAGUCUUCUCCAAUCUUCGUCGACCGCACAUACCUUCUAAUUUGUCUGAUGAAUUAAAGGCCGGAUAAUUUUCUUCAUCUUCUCUUCGAUCUCUUCUCCACUCUUUCACCCUCCUCUCCUCUCCUGUACCAAUUAUUGUCUCCUGUGCGAUGAAGUCACAUACGAGGUCCUUUUGUUUUUUAUUUUUCAUUUAUUUAUAGUUAAAAACUUUCAAAAUUCUUUAAUUUUGAUUGCUUUCAAAAAUGCCACUUUUAUAAAUUUUUGAAUGUCAAAAUUAUUGGUUAUUUUAAAAAACUGCCACGUUUAUGUCAUUCUCGCAUAUCAUGUGGCAUUCCUCAUGGAGGUCUGCACAGAGUCAUUGGAGGGCAGAUCCUUUAUUUGUCACUUUUAUGUCAUUACAAUAUUUGAAAACGUCAUAUCGAGAAUGUCAUAUUUCUAAACGAACAAAAACACAAGGAUGUCAUUUGCUAAAGUGACAGUUUCAAAGAAGAAAUUGACAUUUCCAGAAUAAUAAUGUCACUUUCAUGACAUUUUCAGAUUGUCAUCUUGGUAAUCAUAAUGCUAGGAACGUGACAUUUUUUCCCAAUAACCAAUAAUUUUGACAUUCUCAUAUUAUACAAGGGACAUUUUACUGAAUAAAUACAAUUCAAAUCCAAAAUAUCCAAAUUAAGAAAUAAAAUUCAAAUCUAAAAAAUCCAAAGAAGAAUAGAAUAGAGGACCAAAAAUUUGAGGAGGAUUAGAAGAAGAAAAAUAUUACUCCGUAUAAAUGAAGUAGUAAAUCAGUUUUGGAACCUUGUUUUAAUUUCUCUUCCAAAAUCUCUAAAUCAAAAUAAUUUUCUUAGAAUCUCAAAAGUAAGAAAGUGUUAAAGUGAAAUUAAAAAUAAAAUAAAAUAGGAACAAGAGGACCAGAGUCAGGGGCGGAGCUAGGGGGUGCCCAGGCUAGGCCUUGGCCCACCCCAAAUUUGAAAAAUGUCAAUAUUUUUAGUGUAAAAAAUUUCGUGUAAAUUGUUUUCCAAUAAUAUUCUUUGUACCGACCCAGUCUAGCCCAUUGUCCUGACUACGCCCCUGACCAGAGUCGUACAGGAGAGAAGUGAGGAAGAGAAGAGAAGGAUAGAAGAGAAGGAGAGAAGGAGAAGAGAAAGGAGAUGAAGAAAAUUGCCGGGCUUUAUCGGAGCUUUAGAGUCGGCGCAUCUGGGUUUCUUCAUCACAUAUGGGUCUGCGCAUAUAAGUGUUGGAGUCGGUGACAUAUUCCAGGGUUUAAUUAAAGGAAGGGCAAAAAUGUAAUCAGUUGUCCUAUUUAGGGAAUACUCCCUCCGUCCCUAAUAACUUUGCCAAGUUUGACCGGCACGGGAAUUAAUAAAGUAAAAACUGUGUGGUUGAGGUUUGUGCAGAGGAGAGAGAAUUAACUGGAACCACAAAUUCUUUACUUAAAUGAGAAAGUGGCAAAGUUAUUGGGACAUCCAAAAAUGGAAAGUUGGCAAAGUUAUAAGGGACGGAGGGAGUAAUAAAUUUUAAGUCCUAUUUUGGAGUUUUAACUAUGUUUUAGUCCUGUUGUCCUAUUUUGGAGUUUUAACUCUGUUUUAGUCCUGUUUAAGACAAUUUCUUUUUUUUUUAAUCCAUUUUAAGGACUUUUACUAGGGGGAAACAUCCCCAACAUAAGUUUUUUUUAACGAAAAUAAAUGUAUUUGAUACGUGAAAAAAUGGGCAAAAGUAAAAUAACAUGACUUGAUUUCUAAUUAUCCCGCACUAAUUCUAGCUCAACCUACUUGCAGGAAACCUGUUUCGACAAACAAUUGGGAAAUAUUGGAAGGCACUUUCACCUUGUCUACUAAACCGGAUAGGGUAUUGUUUUUUCUAGAAGGGCUUUCUGGUGGAGUAGAAAUGCUCGUAAAAUCAGUCAUAAUCUCAUAUGUCUUCCCGUCCCUUGUUAUGUGAUGUGAGGAGUGGAUUAAAUUCUAGACUUUCUCCUAUUUUAUCCAUGUCUUCUUUAAUUGGAAUUACUUUAUAUAGAAUUGCCCAAGAUAUAGUCCCUAAUAUAUUUUGAGGAUAAUAUAGAACAAGUUUCUAAAGUUCAUUCCA